Messenger RNA from Bipolaris oryzae ATCC 44560, 1335 nucleotides. RefSeq lists its product as uncharacterized. Lineage: Eukaryota; Fungi; Ascomycota; Dothideomycetes; Pleosporales; Pleosporaceae. The transcript is spliced from 2 exons. The coding region runs from base 1 to 1335 and encodes 444 amino acids. Gene Ontology annotation, biological process: proteasome assembly. The record is from RefSeq and is a predicted model, not a curated record. Gene Ontology annotation, molecular function: proteasome binding.
AUGGCACCGGCCGCGGUGCAUCUGCAUAGACUGGUGGUCAAGAACGCGAAAGCGUUCAAGGCCGCCUGGAAACAUGCAGCGAAACUCGUACAGAAACAGUUACCUGAAUCCGCACGACCUGCAGAUGCAGUUCUUCAACCUAUACUCGCUCGAAACGCUCCAAAGCAUCCUCUUCACCGUAUUGCCUACCUCAAGCAGAGCAAGGGCCGAUGGUACACUACCCAUAGCCUUAUCGGCGCCGCCGUUAGACGGUUCACUACUUCGGCUGCACGCAAUUCGGGAGUGAAGUAUGACAAGGCUUCGUUCCCGAAGUCCCGUAUCGGGAGUAUCGCCAUGGCACAGGCUGGCCGUGCCCCCUUUGCGUCUACCCUUCGCCCUAACCUCACGGGUGGUGCCUUGGGACGAACCGCGGGUGGUUAUGGAUGGGGCUCCGGCAGGACCGGAGGCGCUCGAUACUUCUCGCAUGGUCCUGCCACGCCUGCUCAGGUCAUCAACAAUGUCUCUCAAGCUGUGCGCGCCUUCCUUCUCGGUGGACAAAAGGCCCAGUUUGACGGGGUAAAUCCCCACAAUGGCGAGAAGCGGUUCAAGACUGUCUCGGCACUCCAAGAUCAAGUCAACCGCACUUUGAACAAGGUUCCCAAGACUAACCCUGGCUCUUACAUCAGCUUCAACAUCAACCCUACCGUCACUGCUCUUACUCCCCUCAAGGCUGUCAAGGGCUUCGCCACUUUCGCUCAGGAGAAGGAGACCCUUAACACUGAGGGUCUCUUGGACACUCUCUCUGUCGAUUUCUCGCGUGCGGUCAAAGAGUUGGCUGCAGUCUUGAAAGACUUACAACUGUUAGCUGCACUGGGAGAUUUACCUAUAACGUACGAAGACUCGGCGCUGAAGGUUCAUUUUCCCGGCUGUGACGCGCAAACUGUCGAAACGAUGUGCAACGACUUUGGGGUCUCGCGGGGCGUAGUCCACGAAGACGAAAGCUUCAACACGUUUGUAGGAUCUGACGUGGCUUUGCUCUUCCCAUUCGCGCCGAGCCAGACACCUUCAGAAUGCUCCUUCUACCAGAAACCUGUUGCCGACCGCCAGCACAUACAACCUAACAUCGAUUGGGCAAAUAUGCUUUCACCAUCUGUAACAGAUUCAGAAGGCUUUGCCACACCAUCGGAGCAUAGCUACGACCAACUGGACGACUUUAUGACUGAGCCCAAUCCAUGGCUAUCAGUCUCAUCGCCUUCCGGGUACGAGAGCUUGCACACGAGUGAAGCCGAGGAGAUGAACCUAGAAGCAAGCAUGGAGUUUCCAGAAAGAUACACGCCGCUUUGCGAGGUGAGAUAG